UUGUUGGGAAUCCCAGAGAUGCAGAAAACAACAUACUACGACAGUUCAACGCUGUUUGGAGGCUAUUCCUACCAGGGUGCUAAUGGGUUUGGUUAUGAUGGCCCUCAACAGCCUUUCCAGCCUUCUUCUCACGUGGAGAAUGACUACCAGAGGUCUGCCUGCUCCCUCCAAUCUCUUGGCAACACUGCCCCACAUUCAAAAAGUAAAGACCUGAAUGGAAGCUGCAUGCGUCCAAGUUUGCCCCGGGAGAAUCAUCAAGCCCCACCUGUCUCACCACCCCCAAACUCUGUCACCAACAGCAACAGUAGUAACAGCAAUAGCCAGUCAGGGAGCAGUAAAACUGCCCCCAGCAAAUCAAAUCUCAGUUCAAACGCAACUCUCACCAAACAGAUUUUCCCCUGGAUGAAAGAAUCGAGACAAAACUCCAAACAGAAAAACAGCUCCCCUACCACAGAAAGCUGCAGCGGCGAGAGAAGCCCUCCAGGGUCUUCUGCUUCCAAACGAGCCCGCACUGCGUACACCAGCGCGCAGCUGGUGGAGCUGGAGAAGGAAUUCCACUUCAAUCGCUACCUUUGCAGGCCCCGCCGAGUGGAGAUGGCCAAUCUGCUCAACCUCAGCGAAAGGCAGAUCAAGAUCUGGUUCCAGAACCGGAGGAUGAAGUAUAAAAAAGAUCAGAAGUCGAAAGGCAUGGGGUCUUCUUCGGGGGGGCCCUCCCCAACGGGCAGCCCGCCCCAGCCCAUGCAGUCCUCGGCAGGAUUUAUGAAUGCCUUGCACACCAUGACUAGUAACUACGAUGACCCAUCGCCUCCUUCCUUUAAUAAGCCCCACCAGAAUGCCUAUGCCAUGUCCACUAACUACCAAAACCCCAUCAAAGGGUGCCCCUCGCAACAGAAGUUUGCCAACACCGCGCCGGAGUACGAUCCCCAUAUAUUACAGGGCAAUGGGAGCACAUAUGGGACUCCUAAUAUGCAAGGCAGCCCUGUAUACGUUGGAAGCAGCUAUGUGGAUUCUUUGCCUGCUUCGGGACCCUCCCUUUACGGCCUCAGUCACCUGCCACACCACCACUCUGCCAGCAUGGACUACAACGGGGCUCCACAGAUGCCAACCAGCCAGCACCAUGGACCAUGUGAGACCCACCCGACCUACACAGACCUUUCCACGCACCACGCCUCUUCUCAGGGCCGAAUCCAAGAGGCGCCCAAACUCACCCACCUGUGAUAGGGUGGGGGCAGGGAGGGUUGGGGGGAGGGCAGGACAGACUCAUGAGGAUGUGGGUGUGAAUCCGCAGUGGGACUUGGUUCAGAAACAUUUGUGUUGAGCCCUUAAGAUAUUUGUUUGGUGGCCUGUCUUGUUAGCCCUUCAAGCGGAGAAAUUUCUGGCUUUUCCUGGUUUUAUUAAGCCCAUUAAGCACAACUUCUGAUGAUUAAUUCUAUUUAUUUGCAAGAUGCAUCUGUCUAUCUAUCCCCAUGCACACCUCUCUAUCUAUCUAUCUAUCUAUCUAUCUAUCUAUCUCCAUACACACCUCACUAUCUAAUCUAAUCUAUCUACCUAGCUAUCUAAACGCUAGAUAGAUAUACCUUCUAAUGCCUCAACACAAAUGCUUUUGAAUACAUUUGGUGUAGUUUUAUGGAAAUCUAGCAAGAUAUAAAACCAAAAACAACCUGAUAUAUUUAAAGAAGGUACAAAUAAGUACAAAGAUUCCUCGGACAUUGAUAAUGGCAGCAUACUGUCAACCCACCAAAUCUAUACAAUUGGCCUAUUAAGAACAGAUACAUUUUUUAAAUCUAAACAGAUUCACAGAAAACUACAUCCUCCAAAUCUCCCCCUAAAGAAUCUUACCUUUUCCUUUCCAGUCUAACUCCUGAGAUGAAGAACAUCUUUUUUUGCUGAGUAAUUCCUCCCCCACCCCAUCAGCUGAAAAUAUACAUAUCUGCCAACAUUUGGAAAUCUAACUUUUCUUCCUCCUCCUCUUCACACGGUCCUCAAACAGGCUUAAGAGUUGUAAAGGUUCUGGAAAUAAAUUUCUGCAACAAAGCUGGUUUUAUAUAUAUAUAUUUUUAAAGAGGCCAAAGAGAGGAAGAUAAAGUUGACAGGUCUGGAUAUUUUUAACCUUUGCCUCUUAUGGAGUGAAGUCUCCAUUCGGUUACACGGUUUUUUGGUUUAGGGUUCAUUAACAAAAAAGCAAUCUUAAGACUUAAAAAUCCCUACAUUUUGUUCCUCCUUCUCUCUUGACUUAACGUGAAAACAGGGUAUUUUUGAACAAACGGUAUGUCCUCCAAAAGAAGCAGAAGUGAAUGGACCUUUGGUAUUUGCUAAUGCUUUCUUGUCUGGACAUCUUUGUUGCACUUAGAGUUUACAUUGAAUGGGUUUAAAACAACUUUGAAGGGCGUUCGUCCACUAAAUCCUGACGUCUUUCAAAAGCUGUGUGUUCUGGUGAACAUUCAUAUAUAUUUAUUGGUUAUAGCCAGUUUAAAAUAUUUUUCCUUUUUUUGUAUUAUUUAUCCCCCACAUCAUGUAUUUAUAUGAGAAAAAGAAUCAAAUUGUACUUUUUUAGUAUUGACUUGUUAUAAAGAACAUUGUGUUUCCUUGUCAUUGUACGCCAAGCUUAUUUUAGUUAUUGUAAUUUAGAAAGACCAGUAGUUUUAUGUUACUCUCGUACUUAUGAAUAACGUAAUUAGUUCUACUGGAGGCAUGAGAGCAGAUCCAGACUGUAAUUGUAUAGUCCUGAAUUAGAAGAACUAUAGCUAAUCCCCCUCCCACGUCAUCCCUCCUCUUUGGAGAUCUUUCUUUGUUCCUAUAGUAGUUAUUUUAUUUCCUUGCUUAAGGGUUGUCUGUUGAACAAUUCUUGAAUAAACUUUCUGUUAUCAGUU
Molecule: messenger RNA, 2870 nt
Organism: Gopherus evgoodei (Goodes thornscrub tortoise)
Lineage: Eukaryota; Metazoa; Chordata; Testudines; Testudinidae
Gene: HOXB3
Product: homeobox B3
Exons: 2
Coding region: 19-1218 (399 amino acids)
Biological process (GO): regulation of transcription by RNA polymerase II
Cellular component (GO): nucleus
Molecular function (GO): DNA-binding transcription factor activity, RNA polymerase II-specific; RNA polymerase II cis-regulatory region sequence-specific DNA binding
Source: RefSeq, a predicted model, not a curated record